CUCUACUACUACUACUACUACUACUACUACUACUACUACUAUUACUAUUCUUUCAUUUGUGGUUGCAGAAGAGGAAGAAGAAGAAGAAGAAGAAGAAGAAGAAGAGGAAGAAGAAGAGGAAGAAGAAAAUAGUUAAAGAAAAUUAGAGAUAGUUUUUAAAGAUAGACUAUUUUGUGACUAUGAGGAAUAAAUGGUUGACUAUCAGCUUCUCCAUUCACCUGCUGUGCGUGGGCGCCGGCGCGUAUGACCCCCGCUGUUUGUCACCUUACGGUCACUUCCCGAUUAAAAGUGACUGUAGGAAGUACCUGUCGUGUUGGGCUGGCCGUGGCUUCAGCCAGAGGUGUGGCUCCGGACAGGUGUUUAAUGAGGCUCUAAAAGUAUGUUCAGCUGGUUCCCACUGUCCAGGAAAUACGCAAGAGUUUCCACCAACACAACAAACUUUAAGGUUAAGAGAGGCACACCAAUAUGGCGGGUCUGGCGGGUGGCUUCAGGGGUUCCAAGAUGGCGGAUGGUAUGACGUCACAGCUCCCGCCACGGUGACUGGUCGAGGCGGCGGUGACGUCACGGAAGGGGCCUGCCGCCAUCUUGGAUUUGAAGGAGCCGAAGGUAGUGAGUUACGGCCGCGCAGCAUUACAACCUCUACAACCCUACCAUUGGCAACACUGUCCUGCGCGCCGUCUACACUUGGCAACACCGCUACCUGCCAGCUGACUCCGUGCUUAAACUGUCCAAUUAAAUCACCGCUUCUGUUUGUAAGGUGCCGAGACAAACCAACCACAAUUUGCCCUCAACCACCACCACCACCAUCGCCUCAGUUGGCCGGUAAAUGGAUAAACUAUCGUGACUAUUGCUACCUGAUAGUCGACCAUUUGAGGGCCAGCUAUCAGAGAGGCCAGACUAUCUGUAGAGACCUCGGGGCGUCUGGACUAGCUCGCCUUGAUAGUAAGAUUCACCAGCACUAUUUGUCCGGACUAUUGGGCGGGUCCCUCUCUCACGUGCAGUACUAUCUAGAUGCGAGUGACUAUUCCUUAAACUAUUUAGACGUCGACCAAUCUCACAAUGGUUCUUGUACGGUUUUGACUCGUCCCUGGUCUGCCAUUGGUCGACACGGGAGCCAAUCAGAAGACGUGAAUUAUUACUAUGUGAAGAAAGAGGAAAAUUGUUUGAAAAAAAAAGCUUUUAUUUGCGGUUAUCAGUCAGGUACUACUACUACUACUACUACUACUACUACUACUACUACUACUACUACUACCACUACUACUACUACCCCACUUAAGAUGUGCGCGUCAAGGGAGUACCGAUGUGUGGGCGCCCUCACGUGCCUCCCCCCCAGCUGUGUGACGGUCAAACUAACUGCUAUUUGGGUGACGAUGAGGUUAACUGCGAAAAAUAUUUAAAGGACUACCAUCACUUCCCGAACCGCACACCUGUCGCGGGCGUGGGCGCAGGCGCGUUAGGAAGGCACAUUCUUAACCAGGUGUGGCGUGUGCGUGCGAGCGUGUGCGCCAAACUGUGUUCUGAUGAUGACGAUUGUGCCUCCUUUAUCUACGAGAGAGAGAGGGAGAGGUGCCUCCUUACUACAUACAAACUGACUGACCACCAUCUUGACUACCACCACAGCAACCACUAUUACUACCACAAUCACCACUACCACCAACAUUGCUCGCUACCACAAUUCGUCUGCCACAACCAGAAGUGCAUUCUACCACAAUUCAAAUGCGAUGGAUUUGACAAUUGUGGUGAUGGGAGUGAUGAGGCGGAUUGUGGUAGUAGUGGUGGUGGUGGUGGUGGUGGUGAUGGUGGUUGGGAGGUAAUGUUGGUAGGGGGAGAACGUGACUACAGUGGAAAUGUUAUGAUUCGUAUCAACAACAACAACAACAACAACAACAACAACAACAACAACCAUGGCAGUAGUAGUAAUAGUAGUGAAUGGUCAUACAUUUGUGAUGACUACUUUGACUAUCAGGCGGCCGAUGUUGUGUGUCGAACUAUCGGUCUUAAAGGGGCCGUAAAAUUUACUAAGAAUAACUAUUUUGGCGAUAGUAAUAGUGCAUUACGUAGGUCAGAAUCCCGUUUUCUGUUGGAUGAUGUCAUGUGUACGGGGCAAGAAAAGCACAUACGAUUUUGUACACACAGAGGGCUUGGCGUACAUGACUGUGUACCCACGGAGAUCGCUGGAGUGGAGUGCGUGUCAGACUAUCAUCCUUGCAGCCACAAUGAGUUCUACUGCACUACUACUACUACUACUACUACUACUACUACUACUACUACUACUACUACUACUUGUAUAAAUAGAGAUAAAGUUUGUGAUGGUGUUCCUGACUGUCCUAACGGCAGUGACGAGGAGGUUACUAUCUGUCAGGACUACGCGGUUACAAGACUACUUCCGCCAACUACUACUACUACUACUACUACUACUACUACUACUACUACUAUUCCUUCUGUUGGUAUAUUGCAAGUGAAGAGGAAUAGUGUGUGGGGAACUAUCUGUGAUGAUAGUUUCGGUCCUGCAGAGGCUCAGGUGGCGUGUAGAAGCAUGGGCUAUGAAGGGGGGUGUCUAAGGCCUACCCUGGCGGCCAUCUUGGUAUUGGAGAUGGCGUGAUCCUAUUGGACGAGCCGAACUGCAAGGGCAGCGAAUUGUGGUUGGGGGAUUGUGGUAGCGUGUCGUGGGGCGUGAGUGACUGCAGCCAUGAUGAAGAUGUGGGCGUUCUCUGCUCGGGCGCGCUGGAAGUCCGCAUAGUACCAGACAACAGCAGCAGCAGCAGUCGUAGUAGUAGUAGUCGUAGUAGUAGUAGUAGUAGUAGUAGUAGUAGUAGUAGUAGUAGUGGUAUUCUUGAAGUCAAGAUGGCGGGCGUCUGGGGUCAUGUAUGUGGUGACGACUUUGACGACUAUGAUGCACAGGUUGCUUGUCGUAUGCUGGGAUACCAUGGUGACUCGUACUCCACCACCACAACUACCACAACUACCACAACUACCACAACUACCACCACUGGGCCCACGUGGUUGGCUAGUCUGGAUUGUGGUGGCGUGGAGGCGAGUCUGUCAGAAUGCAAGAUGGCGGAGAUUGUGGUAGAGAAUUGUGGUAGAGAGAAACAGGCCCGUCUAUCUUGUUCUAACUACAGGUCGGGCGAGGUCACCAGACGCCUACAGGCCGCGCUCCCAACACAGUGCGGGCGCGCGGGCACUCAGAAGCCAACCAGUUAUAUACAAAAUAACUUUGCUAAAAUAAUUGGAGGGCAUGAACAGAAGGAAGGCGAACACCCGUGGUUGGCAACACUGAUGCUUAGGGAGAGAGGCAAGGUGAAGCACAACUGUGGCGGCGUGAUAGUCAGUGAGGACUAUCUACUAUCGGCUGCCCACUGUUUCAAGAGCCAUUCUGCCAGUGACUAUCUGGUACGAGUCGGGGAACAUGACUUAAGUACAGCUUCUUCUGACGAACAGGAUUUUCAGAUAGACAAGUUAUAUACACACCCUAACUUCGAUGUGAACACUGAAUUUAAUAACGACAUCGCCAUCUUGAAAGUAGAAAGGAAAGGAGGAAGAGGCAUCAGGUUCAACUCACACGUGCAGCCUAUUUGUCUACCACUAUCUGACUACUACAACCACCACCACCACCACAAUUACCACAGUCGGGGCCUCAGGUGCGGUGUGGUAGGCUGGGGAACCUCCUCUGAACGCUCUUUGCCUAUUCCAAGUGACACCCCCCAGGGCGGCACCGUGACGCUGUACCCGCUGAACCGCUGCGUCAGUAGGUCAGCCUAUGACAGCAGGGAACUUACUAGUGGUAUGAUAUGUGCUGGUGACCUUGCUGGCAACAUUGACACGUGUACGGGGGAUAGUGGUGGCCCGCUGGUUUGUGAUAGUCCAGGUGGUUCGAAUAGUCAGCGUGGUAGUGUACUAUUAGGCAUUACUUCUUGGGGUAAAGGCUGCGGCAGAAGGAAUAGUCCGGGAAUUUAUACUAAGAUUUAUAAAUACUUAAGAUGGAUCAGUACUGUUAUAGCCUAGUGAGUUUUGCCUAAGUUACCCUUAAAAUUGUACGUUUUCUUUGAUGCAGUGUCCAUUUUCUUUAAGGAGUGACUCAAAGAAAAAGCAAAUUUGUGCGUACACUUCUAUAAACAUUCUCUCUCUCUCUCUCUACAUGAAACUAGAAAGGAAUUAUUAAUGAUGUAAUAGAAGACAGGACAAGAUGAACAUGGCGAGAUUCAAUAAGUAAUUCGCGCCACGGUGAAUCGAAAUACUGUACAGCGCCGGAUACGUGUGGAUAACUUAACCGGAUUCAGUUUUAUGAGACUAUCCGUGUGUGUGUGUGUGUGUGUGUGUGUGUGUUACUGUUAGUUCACCGUUGUUAGUAGUAGUAGUAGUAGUAGUAGUAGUAGUGGUUUGUAUACUUGUACUACUACUACUACUACUACUACGACUACGUGAAUUUUUGUAUUAAUAGUUUAAGAAUUGUUGCAAUAGUAGUAGUAAUUAUUGUUGAUAUUAUUAUUGUUAUUAUUACUAUUUUUUUUUCAUUGAAUAAAGUUUUUUUACUUGA
Molecule: messenger RNA, 4537 nt
Organism: Scylla paramamosain (green mud crab)
Lineage: Eukaryota; Metazoa; Arthropoda; Malacostraca; Decapoda; Portunidae
Product: trypsin-3-like
Exons: 25
Coding region: 2845-4005 (386 amino acids)
Biological process (GO): proteolysis
Cellular component (GO): membrane
Molecular function (GO): serine-type endopeptidase activity
Source: RefSeq, a predicted model, not a curated record